UGUUAUGACCGACGCAUGAUCACGCUGAGCAACAUGAGGGAGUGAACAGCAAAGCUGGACGUGGCGAGCAAAAAAAAACAAUUUAGCUUUAAAGAGAAAAGAGAUGAAGAGGGAAGAGUAAUUGUGGGACCGUCGCUCCUCGUCUCUCUUUCUAAGAGCAUUAACUCUGGAGUAUUCUGGUGGUGACAGGAGUGUCAGGGUCAGAUGGCCGCUCAGCCUGAUUAGACCAGCUCACAGCAGAUCCUCAGCCCAGCACACACACUGCUGUCCUGCUGCAGAGGGGAGCCACAAACUGGCACAUGCAGCACGUUGCAGUGAUUACAGAGUGAGGGCCAGAAAGGACAAAAAAAAAAAAAAAGGGAAGAGUUUUAGUGGGUCAGUGUUAGCUACAGGUGGCUGCAGAAAGACUUUUCUCCCUGCUUCUGGAUGUCUCGGUCGUUUGUUGUGGAAAAACUCUGAAAGCGAGGUGACUGAGCGUCAGAAGAACUGAAAUAAUUCUGCAUUUGGAGGGGACACCGAGGACCUAAGAGGAAAUCACUUAACCAGAGAGUAUGAAGUGCAAGGGUGGAUAAAGGGUUUACAUCCACUGAUGAACCUAAAUAUCACCUCUGUCAAUGCAAGAACCGUCAGUUGAUGGAGUUUGUGCGGCAGAGUGGGGACUACUGCCACGCUCAACACAUUUAGACGGCGUCUGGGGUUAUGCUGCGCCAUGCAUAUUUGGGGUCAUGAACCCUGAAAGACUGCUAUCAUUUGCCUUAUCAACCCGCCAGCUCAUGGGGUAACUAGCGGAGUCUCAACGCUGAAAGCUGAAAGGAAAAGGAAAGAACGAGCGACCAAGAAAGACAGAAGAAAGAACGAAAGAGAAUCUGUGACAAUCACAAACAUAACAAGCAAGACUGACACUGUGUAGCCUCUUGGACUAUAGGACACAAUCAACAGAUGGGAUAACAAUCUGGACAACACAUCCUCAGAACUGGGAAUAUAACCUGCAUCAAACAGGAGGUCCACAAUCAUCAAGUUAAAGACGCGGCGAUUAAUUACUACAGCCGGGGCUAAAGGUCAGAGGUCCUCCUGCAGAGUCAAAGGUUAAACAAGCCACCAUGAACCGUCCAGCUCCUGUGGAACUGUGCCACAAGAACAUGAGAUUCCUCAUCACACACAACCCCACCGACAGCACACUCAACUCCUUCAUAGAGGUGUUAAAACGCUACGAAGUUACAACUGUGGUGCGCGUUUGCGACAGCACCUAUGACAAAGCACCUCUUGAGAAAGAUGGCAUCACUGUGGUGGAUUGGCCCUUUGACGAUGGAGCCCCACCGCCUAGCAAGCUGGUUGACGACUGGCUGGCGCUGUUGAAGAAGAAGUUUCAGGAGGACCCUGGAUGCUGUGUGGCCGUUCACUGUGUAGCUGGGCUGGGAAGGGCUCCUGUGCUGGUGGCGUUAGCUCUGAUAGAAAGUGGGAUGAAGUAUGAGGAUGCCAUUCAGCUCAUCAGACAGAAGCGUCGAGGAGCCAUCAACAGCAAGCAGCUGACCUACUUGGAGAAAUAUCGAUCGAAACAGAGACUUCGUUUCAAAGACCCUCACACGCACAAGAACAAGUGUUGCAUCAUGUGAAAGAAAAAGAAAACAAAUAAACACUUUCGCACACUCCCUCUCACACACAGAAACACUGUAUGACUACUUGUACCCCUCACGAAAUGUCUCAGGAAUCCAGAUGUACAGGCCUUACAGUGGCUAUACUGCCCCAUCCUGCAAAUGUUGUUUCUUUUGGUUUAGUGAUUUCACAUUUGUCGACAAGUGGUUUCAUUUUGUGGGAGCAUAAAAGUGGGGGAAUAGGUGAAAAAUAAUUUUGACAAGUGUAAUGACAAAAGUCUGAAUCUCACGUCAUAGCUGUGUGUAGCUGUAGAUAACGCCAGUGAGGACAUGGGGCUUGGUGAUAGGUUAUGCAUCGAGUCACAUGACUCAUCCUUUAAAAUGAUUUAUUUCUCAGAUGUUGAGUAAACCUUGUGGGGUGGGUCAGACUUUAUUGUAUUUUUUUAUUUUAUUUUUCGCUUUAUGGCUGUUGACUGCUUCUCAACACCUAAAACCUCACCAUGUUUAAGUAUCAAUGCUAACAAGGGGAUGAGUGCAUUUAGUAGUUUUGUGAUUUUAAUAGAAUAAGACACAAACCUUAAAUCAUUUGCUUGGUUUAAUAAAAGAGACUCAUUUUGUUCUUAAUGGUUGUGGUUUUGGAUUUUUCCACACAUAUUUUGGUUGUGUUUACAUCACUUGUAUUUUUAUUUUUUUCCUGAACGAUGCAAGUGCGACACUUUAAACAAAACCGAUUUUGGUUGGUUACACUGCAUGCACUUUUUUUUAUAUGUAAUUAGUUUGUCCAUGACCGAUAACGAACGAUAAUUUUCAUCCUGUCCUGUAAAAUAAUACUUGAUGAAGAAAAUUAGAGAAGGAAUUGUAAAAAAUAAAAAGCUGAUUAUGUCAAGACCGUUCAGUUGAGGUGUGUGCACAUUUUGGGUUUUGUGCCUGAAGCUAAAAGUUGAAUGUAGUAGACUAAAAAUCAACAAAGAACUAACAAGCAAAAAGCUGUAAAUGCCAGUAUGAAAUAUAAUGUACAUUUUUUUCUGCAUUGUGUAAUAAAGAUUUUGCCAACAUCUCUCUUA
Messenger RNA from Fundulus heteroclitus (mummichog), 2656 nucleotides. RefSeq names its product protein tyrosine phosphatase type IVA 3. Gene Ontology annotation, molecular function: protein tyrosine phosphatase activity. NCBI's taxonomy places the organism in Eukaryota, Metazoa, Chordata, Actinopteri, Cyprinodontiformes, Fundulidae. Gene Ontology annotation, biological process: protein dephosphorylation. The transcript is spliced from 8 exons. Bases 1101 to 1613 code for a protein of 170 amino acids. The record is from RefSeq and is a predicted model, not a curated record. Gene Ontology annotation, cellular component: nucleus.